ACUUUUCGUUUUUGGUGUGCGCCAGACUCCAAUACUAGUUGUCGUGUGCCAUUUUUGUCCUGGAAACCUGUUCCAUUCAGGGGAUCCUCGACCCGAUCGGCCAGUUCGAUCCUAUCAGGGCAGUCACUACUUUUUGCAUUUCAGAGCAAUGGAAAACACCAAAGUACUGCCACAAUUUUUGGCAAACCCAGUUGUGUUGCAAAGUCAGGAGCUACAUGAGUAUAUACUGGCCACUAGUGUGUACCCACGAGAACCAGAGCCUCUAAAGGAACUAAGGGAAGCUACUGCUGCAAACAAUCCGCGAGCAUUCUUUGGUACAUCGCCAGAUGCAGGUCAGCUAAUGGGCAUGCUGUUGAAGUUAGUGAAUGCAAAGAAGACAAUUGAGGUUGGGGUGUUUACAGGAUAUUCUCUUCUCCUCACAGCUCUUACAAUUCCUGAUGACGGCAAGAUCACAGCCAUAGAUGUCGAUCGGAAAACGUAUGAGACGACCGGCUUGCCAAUUAUAAAGAAAGCUGGCGUUGAGGACAAAAUCAACUUCAUCGAGUCACAAGCUUUACCAGUUCUUGAUCAACUUUUGGAAGACGCAAAGAAUGAAGGGAGUUUUGACUUUGGUUUUGUUGAUGCGGAUAAGGGUAAUUACUGGAAUUACCAUGAGAGGAUGAUGAAGUUGAUUAAGGUUGGAGGGAUGGUCGUCUACGACAACACACUGUGGGGAGGAUAUGUUGCGUUGCCUGAAGAGGCUGUUCCUGAAUCGAAAAGGGCCUGGAGGAAGUCUACCAUGGAGUUUAAUAAUUCCAUCUCUGCUGACCCUCGUGUUGAAAUAUCUCAUGCUUCAAUAGGCGACGGUAUGCUCAUCUGCAGGCGAAUUUGCUGAUGCAUAUCAUGCAUGCAUGCAUGGCAUGGCUUUCCACUAUCCAUGAUCUGGUUUAUCUUUAAUUUAUGGCUCACUGUUGUUAUUUUCAGACUAAUUAUGAUCUUAUGUAUAUAUAUGUGUGUGUGUGUGUGUGAUUAUGAUGGUUUAAUAAGUUAUAAUAAUAUGACUUGGAAGUUGCUUAA
Messenger RNA from Corylus avellana, 1056 nucleotides. RefSeq names its product putative caffeoyl-CoA O-methyltransferase At4g26220. NCBI's taxonomy places the organism in Eukaryota, Viridiplantae, Streptophyta, Magnoliopsida, Fagales, Betulaceae. The record is from RefSeq and is a predicted model, not a curated record. Gene Ontology annotation, molecular function: S-adenosylmethionine-dependent methyltransferase activity; O-methyltransferase activity.